UUAACAGCGCAAAGAAACCAAAGGUUUUUGUUUUCUUUCAUCCUCUCGUUUUCAUUACCUCCAAAAAUGGCGCCGGCGAGCACUUGGAUGUUAUCUUUGAAGGUACUGUUGAUUUCCACAGGUGUAUUGACCAUAGCUUUAGGGCUUAAAGUCUCUGUUCCAUUGGUCAUGGAAUUCUACGUUUCUCAAGCUCCGUUGUUAUGGACAACGUUCUGUUCUUGGCUCAAGCCGCCGUAUCUUUACGUCAUCAUCAAUGGAAUCAUAAUCACGAUUGCAGCAUCGUCGUGGUUUCAUCAAAACCAUGCCGAGAACGAACAGGCGGAGCAGAUGCAGCAGCCGAGAUCGAAGAUCUCCGUGGAUCAACGGCCUGCGAUGGAGCACGAGCUUAAGAGCGGCUUGGAUUUCGGUGUAGCGGAACCGGUCGUGUACGAGGAAAAGCGGGUAGUAGAAGAGGUGGAAACGAUGGUUUUUGUGGCGGAGACCAAUGUCGCGAUUGCUGAUAGGGAUGGAGGAGGUGACGAGUUCGCUAUCUGCAAAUCGGAGUGGAUUCCUCCGAGGAGAAUGGAUUCGUAUGAUAUUCCAUCGGAUAUUCUGUUUCAGCUGGAUAAACCGCCGGUUUCCUCUAGAUUCGGUCACCGGAAACCUGUUAAAGCCAGUCCUGAAGGUGGCCGAGCAUUGAGGCGGGUGGCGAAACCCAAACGCCACGAGACGUUGGAGAGCACGUGGAAGAUGAUAACGGAAGGGAGAGCAAUGCCAUUGACGAGGCACUUGAAGAAAUCGGACACGUGGGAGAAUCACAGCCGUGAUAUCAACGUCGAGGCAUUGGCCGAUUCGACGGCGAUGACGAAGAAAUUUGAAACUUUCAGAGACCGGACCAACUACCAGCCUCCUCCACCUGUACAAGUGAGCUCUCCUUCUCCGGCUUCGGCAGUGAAGGUUAGGAAAGAGCCGUCGCUGAGCCAGGACGAGUUGAACCGGCGAGUGGAAGCGUUUAUAAAGAAGUUCAACGAGGAGAUGAGGUUGCAGAGACAAGAGUCGCUUAAUCGGUACAUGGAAAUGGUUAACCGGGGAUGUUAGCCGCUAAACAUCGAUUAAUUAACCAUAGUUUAAAGCUUUAAAUCUUGUUUUUUUUAAGAACAGAAAAUAUGUUCAUUAAUUUAUACAAAUAUGU
Hibiscus syriacus is the source of this 1171-nucleotide messenger RNA. RefSeq lists its product as uncharacterized. The record is from RefSeq and is a predicted model, not a curated record. NCBI's taxonomy places the organism in Eukaryota, Viridiplantae, Streptophyta, Magnoliopsida, Malvales, Malvaceae. The coding region runs from base 67 to 1077 and encodes 336 amino acids. The transcript is spliced from 2 exons.